This is a messenger RNA of Acanthamoeba castellanii str. Neff, 837 nucleotides long. RefSeq lists its product as uncharacterized. The record is from RefSeq and is a predicted model, not a curated record. Lineage: Eukaryota; Discosea; Longamoebia; Acanthamoebidae. The transcript is spliced from 3 exons. The coding region runs from base 1 to 837 and encodes 278 amino acids.
AUGGCUACCACUACGCGCUGCUGCGAUACCGAGUACCCCCACUAUCACGCCGCUGCCCCCUCGUUGACGACGAGCGCCGCGGCCCAGGCCGGUGCCUCAUUUUGGGUGGGUUCGCUGGCCCUGCGCGCCUCAUCGUUCCGAAGAGAACACCCGCCCACUGGAACGGGCCAAGCCGUGCCCAUCUGCAUCCUGGCCGCGCACCACCUCAACAACGGCGAGGCCCCCAAGCAUCAAGAGCAAGUGAACGCCGAGGAGUGGCCGCUGCAGUUGACCGUGGCGGGUGUGUGCACCCUGAGGCAGGCCCACGUCGCAGUUCUAAAGACAGCCGUCCCUCUGCUCUUCCACGUGCUCUCGGCCGCUGCCCCGCCUCAGUCCACCACCACCCUGCCAGCGGGUCCAGAGCCACCGACGUACCUUGCUACCCUCAUCAGCCAGCUACGAAGCAACACCCAGGCCCUCGCCGAGCCGCUGUCGCUGUCGCUGGUGGCUCACGCGUGUCUGUGGCUGUGGCUGGGAUCAGGCGGCAGUGGUGCGGCUAGGCAGGCGUACCCUGAUGAUUAUGCCCACCGGGAGAGCGCUGAUGGGCUUCCUGGUGUCGCCCGCGGCUGUCGACUUGACUUCGCAGCGGAGCCUCGCCGCUUCGAGCCUGCUCUACCGCUGCCUGCAGCAGCUUCGAGCAGAGGAGAUGGAGGAGGAGGCGAGAGAGGGCCUCCCCGAGAUCGGCAGCACGGACCACAGCACCACGAGAAAGAAGAGAUCGAGGGAGGAGCACCAAGCGAAGGAGGUACCAGCACCGGAAGAGGCGUGCACCAAGAGGCGUGCACUGUCGCCACCUGA